AUGUCUGUAUCGAAGAAGACCCUCGUGAUCGCCUCUUUGGCUGCACUUGGCCAUGCAUCCAAACUAGGCCACGCCACCAGAAUGACCCAGGAGGCUAUGGAAGUGAGCCCCCUUUUCGGCUAUGGUACUAGUGAAAAGGUCCGUGGUGUCAACCUCGGCGGUUGGUUGGUCCUGGAGCCCUGGAUUACUCCUUCAAUCUUCGAUGGUGCCGGCGAUGCUGCCGUCGACGAAUGGUCUCUCUGCACGGUCCUCGGCUCGGAUCAGUGCCGAAGUGUUUUGGCACAGCACUGGAGCACCUUCAUCAACCAGGAUGAUUUCAACGAGAUCGCAGCUACCGGCAUGAACCACGUCCGAAUUCCUGUUGGCUACUGGGCUCUGGAACGCUUGGACGGUGACCCAUAUGUCGAUGGUCAGCUGGAAUACCUUGACCGGGCAAUCACCUGGGCUCGCGCUGCCGGCCUCAAGGUCAUGGUUGAUCUACACGGAGCCCCUGGAUCCCAGAACGGAUUUGACAACAGUGGAAAGCGAGGCUCUAUUGGAUGGCAACAGACCCCUGGCAACAUCGACAACACCAAGUCUGCUCUGAGAGCCUUGGCUAAGCGUUAUGCCGGUGAUACCGACGUUGUCUCCGCCAUCGAGGCUCUUAACGAGCCCAGCAUUCCCGGUGGUGUCGACGAGGACCAACUCAAGCAAUACUACUACGACGCUUGGGGUGUUGCUCGCGAGGUCAGCCAAGACACCACCGUUGUUCUCCACGACGGUUUCAUGCCCACAGAAUCCUGGAACGGAUUCAUGAGCGAGUCGACCGGUGUCUGGUACGUCAUGAUGGACACCCACCACUACGAAGUCUUCGACAGCAGCCUGCUCGCCAUGGACGUCAAGGCUCACGCCAGCAAUGUCUGCAACUUCGUUGACCAGCACGUCUUGCACUCCGACAAGUGGACCAUCGUCGGUGAAUGGACUGGUGCCAUGACUGAUUGUGCCAAGUACCUGAACGGUAAGGGUGUUGGCGCCCGCUACGACGGAAGCUACGACGGUAGCACCAAGAUCGGUGAGUGUGAUGGCAAGUCCACCGGAACCGUGGAAGGCCUUGCACAGAGCGACCGUGACAACCUCCGCCAGUUCAUCGAAGCCCAGCUCGAUGCCUUCGAGAAGGGAUCCGGCUGGCUCUACUGGACCUGGAAGACUGAGGGUGCCCCCGAGUGGGACAUGCAGCAGCAGAUUGCUGGAGGUGUCUUCCCCAACCCUGUUACCAGCCGCCAGUUCCCUACUCAGUGCUAG
Molecule: messenger RNA, 1281 nt
Organism: Penicillium verhagenii
Lineage: Eukaryota; Fungi; Ascomycota; Eurotiomycetes; Eurotiales; Aspergillaceae
Gene: exg1
Product: glucan 1,3-beta-glucosidase
Exons: 3
Coding region: 1-1281 (426 amino acids)
Biological process (GO): glucan catabolic process
Cellular component (GO): extracellular region; cell surface
Molecular function (GO): glucan exo-1,3-beta-glucosidase activity
Source: RefSeq, a predicted model, not a curated record